AUGCUUCGGCUGCGUGCGCCGAUCAUGGCUCAGCCACGUCACAUUCACGAUCUUGCUGACGAGCUACUGAGUGAGAUCUUGUCCUUCCUUCUUGAACCCGCACCCCGAACCCUAAAUGGCGGAUUCAAUGGAAAUGGACAUACUUCUAGGCCUGGCGACCACAAACAUGGCGAAGUGUCCGAUCUUGAUCACUUUCGACUCGUUUGCAAGCGUUUCAUGCGAAUCGGCACCCCUUACAAGUUCAAUCGAUUUACUCUGCGGUUUUCUGAUCACGGCUUCCGACGAUUAGAUGAACUGGUAGAUAUGCAGCUGGCUUACUAUGUGAAAACCAUCACAUACAUGGUGCGACCAUUUUAUCAAGGAAGCGGAUGGACCCGGACACUGCGAACUUUGGGGUCAGAGAACCCCGAACUAUCCCAACUACAUAGCCGCCGACUGCGUGAACAAACCAGUCUAACUGAAACGAAUAAUGACCGAAGCCGCCUACGCCGUGCAAUUACAUCGUUUUCGUCUCUACAGGAAAUAAAGCUCCUAAGACUCCAAGACGAAGCAGACGAGCACCUCAUCGACUUUAUACGCGACCACUCAUUGGGAACGGGAACUGGCACCGCAACAGGCAUCCACUUCGACUGGGAGACCGCCUGCUCGCGCGCUGUAACAAACCUCAGCAUCGCUCUGCUCAACUCAAAAUGUAGCUCCAUUCGCUUCACAGGGCCCCAGAUCAGCCCCGAAGCAACCCUCCAGCUCCUACGCGCCCCAUCAACAACCCUCGCCGCUAUGGGCGGGCGCCUCACAAGCCUCGACAUAAACUUCCACUCGACGACCGACAUCACCACAACCAUGGCCGACCUCUCAGAUGUCUUCCAUCGCUUCUUCGUCGCAGCUAAAAACCUCAUCGCCAUCCACAUCGGCUUCCUAAGCAAAACACCCCUGGACCUCGACCUCGAGCUACUCUUCCACCACAUCCGUUGGAAAACGCUCCGCAAACUCAGCAUCCAGGGAUGGCGUCUGAGUGCAGACGAAAUCAUCGCACUAGCGCGCCGUCAUAGUCCCCAUCUACGCGAUUUCCGCCUGCUCAGCGUCUAUCUUCGGCCCGGAGGCUCGUGGUGCGAAGUCCUCGCUGUCUUGCGUGAGGAAAUGGAGCAGCUGGAACGGCUAGUUCUGAAAGACAUCGACUACGCUGCACACUUUGAUUCCCUUGCUGUUUCAAAUGGCGUCGAGGUGUUUGAUGAUUAUCCUACCGGCCCUGUGCCGUCCUCAUCCUCUCUUACUGUUGCAGCUGGUACCUCCUCUGGUGUUCAGUCACCAACUACCGCCCCGCCCUCACCUGAUGGUCUCCCUGGUUUUAUAAGGGGGAGAUGCUUGCCGGUAAGGCGAACUUCGCUUGAGAAACUACGUACUUUGUCUAGUGGGGACUUGGGGGAUGACGGCGUGCAUGUCCUGCAUGAACACAUGCCUCUUUGGGAGGAGUGGGUUCUUUCUGCCCCGCAUCAUGUUAAAAGGAAUGGGCGGUCACAUUGGAGUAUGUAA
Messenger RNA from Penicillium griseofulvum, 1530 nucleotides. Its product is annotated as F-box domain protein. Bases 1 to 1530 code for a protein of 509 amino acids. The transcript is spliced from 2 exons. NCBI's taxonomy places the organism in Eukaryota, Fungi, Ascomycota, Eurotiomycetes, Eurotiales, Aspergillaceae. The record is from RefSeq and is a predicted model, not a curated record.